This is a messenger RNA of Telopea speciosissima, 1374 nucleotides long. Its product is annotated as protein CANDIDATE G-PROTEIN COUPLED RECEPTOR 7-like. Bases 28 to 1374 code for a protein of 448 amino acids. Gene Ontology annotation, cellular component: membrane; Golgi apparatus. The transcript has a single exon. NCBI's taxonomy places the organism in Eukaryota, Viridiplantae, Streptophyta, Magnoliopsida, Proteales, Proteaceae. Gene Ontology annotation, biological process: transport. The record is from RefSeq and is a predicted model, not a curated record.
UUUCACCUUUAAUUUAACAGAGACAUAAUGGGCACUCUCCAUUUCUUGACACUUCUCCAUCAUCAUCCAUUAAUCCUGCAACUUCUCCCUGUUCUAUGUAUAAUCUCAAUCAUCCCCUUUUCUGCAUCAGAGAUCCAGAACACUCGAAUUGUUCAAGAUGCAAGGCCAAUGAUCCUAUUCGAAAAAUUCGGGUUUGCAAGAUUUGGUCAUGUCUCAAUUUCAAUUAAAGGUGUUUCAUGGAGAUCAAAACACCCAAAUGCAGAACUAAAUCCAUCUUCAAUGGGAUUCAUCUUAUUAAGAGAAUCAUCAUAUGAUAUGAUCUUGAAUGAGUCUGAAUAUAACAACCAUUUCUGUAUUGUAUCAAGCCAUUAUGUGAAACAACUCUUUAAAUUUGAUCAACUCAGCUUGAAUUCCACUUACAAUGUUACCAUUAUUGUUGAUGAUCCUGAUCAAUACAGUUUGGUUUUCGGAAAUUGUCAACCCGAAUUCGAAGUAUCUAUGGAUGUUCAUACCCAGCUGUAUAAUGUGAAGAAUGGUAGAAAGAAUUUCUUACCUGCAGGGCAAACCCAAUUGCCAAAACUUUAUUUCGUCUUAUUUAUCAUAUAUUCUAUCUUCUUCUUGAUUUGGGUUUUUCUCUGCAUCAAACAGAGACCAACUGUAGAUAAGAUCCAUUUGAUAAUGGGUGCUUUGCUCAUUGUAAAGGGUCUUAAGAUAAUUUGUGCUUCUGAGGAUAAGUCAUAUGUAGGAAGAACAGGGACUCCUCAUGGUUGGGAUAUAGCCUUCUACAUCUUCAGCUUUCUUAAAGGUAUAAUGUUGUUUACUGUGAUUAUCUUAAUUGGCACUGGUUGGUCUUUCUUGAAACCUCAUCUUCAAGAUAGAGAAAAGAAGGUUCUUAUGUUUGUAAUUCCAUUGCAAGUUCUUGAGAAUAUAGCUUCAGUUGAGAUUGGGGAAACAAGUCCUGCAACUAAGGAUUGGUUGACAUGGAACCAAUUGUUCUUAUUGAUUGAUGUUAUAUGUUGUUUCGCGGUUUUCUUUCCGAUCAUCUGGUCGAUUCGGAGUCUUAGGGAAGCAUCAAAAACAGAUGGAAAGGCAGCAAGGAAUUUGGCUAAGCUCUCACUUUUCAAGCAGUUUUACAUUGUUGUUGUGAGUUAUUUAUACUUCACAAGGGUUGUGGCUACUGCAAUUGGGACUAUUAUUAAUUACAAAUUUGAAUGGGUUAUCACAGCAGCAAUGGAGGGUGCAAGUUUGGCUUUCUAUGCAUUUAUCUUUUAUAACUUUCAACCUAUUGAAAAGAAUCCAUAUUUUGUGAUUGAUCAUGAAGAAGAAGAAGCUGCAGCCCUUGCAUUGGAAAUUGAUGAUUCCUUUGAACUAUGA